AUGGGUGAAAGGAAACAAUGGAGAAAAGAUCAUCCUGCAGGCUUCUCUGCACAUCCUGUCACAUUGCCAGAUGGAACUAUUGAUUUGAAAAGAUGGAAGUGUGUUAUUCCUGGAAAACAGGGAACUAUAUGGGAAGGAGGAAAGUAUAACUUGGAAAUUAUCUUUCCUGAUGAUUACCCUUCUGUCCCUCCUAGAUGCGUUUUUAAGCCUGUUCUGUUUCACCCUAAUGUCUAUCCCUCAGGCACAGUUUGUUUGAGCCUUUUAAAUCCUAAAAAGUCCGAGUUCGGCUGGAGGCCUUCGAUAUCUGUAAAAGAAAUCCUGCUUGGGAUCCAACACUUAUUAGAAGCUCCUAAUUGGGCAGAUCCCGCGCAGGCAGAACCUGUUGUUGUGCAUCAGUGCUAUUUUCUAUUGAGGACUAACUCUAUAGAAAGUCCGAAGCUGCAUAUGAAGAACAUGUGA
Molecule: messenger RNA, 459 nt
Organism: Blastocystis hominis
Lineage: Eukaryota; Bigyra; Opalinata; Blastocystidae
Exons: 4
Coding region: 1-459 (152 amino acids)
Biological process (GO): protein sumoylation
Cellular component (GO): nucleus
Molecular function (GO): SUMO conjugating enzyme activity
Source: RefSeq, a predicted model, not a curated record